GACAACAAGUAAACGUCAAGACUGUCAAGAAUUGUCAAAUCAAUAUGGCCACCUGUCUUGUUUUUGUCCAAUUCCAAUUUUAAAAUGCAAAUUAUAUUCAAUAAAAAGUGGAAACAAUAUUAAAACCGUCGAAUCAGCAGCCAUCGUCUAACCAUUCCUCAGUAACCUUUGAAGUUUCAACCGAAAAGUCUACGUAGGAACCAUACAUAUGUAGUUAAUUUUAUGUCUGUUCCAACUCAUAACUAUUAAACAGAUGUCUAACAUAAUACCUCCACUCUUGAGUAAUUCUCCGCCACCGUCCCCGUCUCCAGAGGAAGACGAAGAUGAUGAAUUCGGAGAUUUCACAGUAGCCAACGAUCUAUCUUACGGCUGUGAUAGUUUCUCACCGUUACCAUCUCCAGACCUUUCGCCAGACCAAGGUUCCCCUUUCAGAAUCCCAAACGAAAGUGCAGAUAAGGAAAAACGCGAGAAAAGUGACCAGGAAAACGAUGUAUUAUCCAACUGUGAUUGCUCAAAUCAAAAUAAGACCUCAAAUAACGAUAAUAAGCUGCUCGGUGAUAAAAUUAGUGAAAAUGACGUGAAAGUUAUCGACUUUGAUAGUCUGAGUUUUUCCAAUUGUGACGAAAAACUUUCUUUUUGUAAUAGUCUUGAUUCGGCGGAAAACGGUCAUUUUAAACUCAACAACAAUGACGAUCCUUCGGGUAACCCUGAAUUCACAUUUGCGGACGAUAUUACGAUUCUCCGAAUCAGUGAACGGUUGAAAACUGAGGAUGUCGUGGACCCACUCGAUUCUGGAAAAGUAUUUUCAAAUUGUUCGGACCAAAUAAAUAGCACGAAUAGUUUGGAUCCGGACACAAGUAAAAACGAUACGGAAUAUCCAGAAAAGGUGAAAAAGUCCGUGUUUAAUCAAGACGAUGACCCGGGAGAAGGAAAUAUAGUAGUGAAUGAUUCAACAGAUAUAGAAGUUGAGGACAUUUUUACUGCAUCGGUUCCCAGUUCAGUUUCGGAUAGAAACAAUUCAGGUGGUAACUCAACCCAAAAUGGGGUUGUUGAAGACAGCAGUAUAAAAAAUAUUUUCCCCCAAACAUCGUUUGAACCUCAAGGUUUCAAUAAUGACAGUAAAUUAGAAAACCAAAGUUGUUUUGAUACUGGCUGUGAAAAGAGCCAGGAAACAAAUCGGAAAUUCGAAACUGAUUCAACAGAAGAAGAAUUUGGUGAGUUUAGCGAUUUUUCUAGCGGACUCGAAAACCUCGAGCAAAAUCCUGUUUCAACACUUGAAACUUGUGAUACACCCCAAAUCGGAGAAUUAAACGAAAAAUUAUCUGACUUUUUCGUUCGCAACACUACAUCACUUGCAGAAAGUUCCCCUAGUCAAAAACCUGUUCAGGAGAGUCGACCACAAGAACCCCACAUCGAUAGCGACGACGACUUCGCAGAUUUCACCUCGCAUCAAGCUUUUCCGGAACCUAGUCAUAAAAUUACAACAUCCCAGGAUGACAAACAGGACGAUUUCGAAGACUUUGGCGACUUCACUUCGACCGUAUGUGAUAACGAACCCUCUACAGUCUUCCAAACCGAAGAAGAUGAAUUUCAGAGCUUCGCCGACUUCUCACAAUCCUCCAACUCAAUUAUUUCAUUACUGGAUGAAAGAGAAGCAUUCGCCAAGGCUGAGCAAGCCGUCAAAGAAAUGUUUCCAGCUAUCGGGGAUGUCGUGGAAGACUUCAGCUAUUUUGAACUGGUUGAGAACGAUUUUAUUUUUAAGCAGUUGCAGGACGUGACAGACACCCCUGCUCUGAAGUAUCAGUGGUCGAAAUCUUCAGGACAGAAGGCGCUUCUGAAAUCUCUCAACAUUGAUGCCAGGAACAUUUUGUAUGGUCCAUCUUGGAACCCUUCAAUGCCUAGAUUCGCUGCUAACUUGGGACUGCAACCGCUGGAACCCAUCAGAACAGAACAGCCUACCUCUUCAAUUCUCAAGCCAAGUCCAUCCAUCCCUCAACCUCAGAAUGUCGACAUUCCCAGUGCCCAAUUUGAUUGGAUGGGGUCCGGUCUCGUGAAUCCUCUGGAUUCUCUACCUAAAGACGCCACCACCACGAACCUUUGUGAUCCAACCAAAACCCUGGAAAUACCAGCCAAAACUUCAGAGAUUCUGUUCGAUCACCCCAAUCCCACUUCUGAAACCGUCUCCGAUAACAAACCCGAAGAUGCCGAUGACUUCGAUGAGUUCACCUCGUAUCAGAGUUCGGAGAUUCAGCAAACUCAGGACUGGACGAACAGCUUACCCCUUAGAGAAACCUACAUAUCCAACACGACGCCCGAAUCGAUCGAAGCCUGGCUGCAACCCACCAUCGUUACCCCCGAAUUGCCGAGAAAGGCUUCGGUUGUGGACGAAGAAAACUCGCCAGAGUUUGCUGAUUUUCAAACUAGUAGCUCGGAAGUUGUUGAAGUUGAGAGUAAGUCGCUUGCAGCGGAUACAAGCAAGCUGAAGUUCGAUUUCGUUUCGGGCUUCAAUGCAGGUGUCAAGACCGAGGACGUUUCAAACUUGGUGUCAGGUGUGGGGUCUAGCAGCGCAGAAGCUGGUUUUAUAGAUUUAAGUAGUUUGGGAUCUCAAAAUGAUCAAGAAGUUAUCACAGCAACUGGGUCGUCACGAGCUGAGAAUCUUCCACAGCAAGAAGAGGAAGAUGAGUUCACCGAUUUCCAGUCGUCAAAACCUCAAAUUGCCAGUGCGGUGUUUGCCCCAAUAAUGGAACCAUUGAAACCAGUGCCGGUUUACCCUCAAACCACCCCUGCUCAGAUAAACUGGCCGGAUCCGGGAAUAACCGAGGACGAGAUAAAGAAAUUCGAGGAAGUUUUCUCGCGCCCCAUGCCUGCGCAAACGGAAGAACCCAAGAAACCUCCCGUAGCGCCGAAGCAACCCUCUCUGGACGACGAAGAGUGGACAGAUUUCGUUUCGGUGAAGAAACCUUCGCCGGUUCACAAAUUGAAAGCGAACGAAAGAGAGAGGACUUCCAGUCCAGAUCUACCGCUGUCCGUGUUCAAUUUGGGGAGCAUCCAACCAGCGAAACAGCCCGUUCCUGUCAUUACCCCCCACGGCUUGGUUCAGACGAAGCUACCAGUCACCGCCUCCCCCAAAAAUCAACCGAGAAACGCGCUAAACUCCAAGGCGGCGUUCGCGCAAGCGCAACAAUUAGCGCAUGCGCAACAAGCGGCGCAUGCGCCUUCAAUUAUAAGCGACCAGUUUGUCAACCAGGCAUACAAUUUUGCUUCGUUCGCGUCCAAGAACCAAAAUAGCGUCCCUUCGAAGACUUCAAACUCUACAAAUCGUAAUUGGAGUUUCGCCAGCCAAGCAACUCAGGACGAUGACGAGUGGGGUGACUUCGUAUCCAGUCCGCUGCCUCCGCAGCAACAAAACGGGCAUGCGCCGCAGGCGAGUGGAUGGAGCACCGGUACUAAUAUCAUUACAAAUCCGCGUCAUUUAGUAUCUACUAGGGUUUCUGGCAAAGGAGUCGUUUCUGGGUUGGUGUUACCGGAACUGGAGUUUAUCGCGCCAAAAGGUAGGACCGGCACUUCGAGGAAGAAAUGACUAAAGGAUCAGGUUAUGUUGUAAUUGUAUAUAUAGCGGUGUACAGAUUGCGAAAGGUUUUCUGUGUGCUGGGUGAUCCAUGGAAAUAAUGAAAAAUCUGAUAAGAAUAAUGAGUCAUGAUGAAAAGGUGAAAAAAUUGGUACUGAAAAAGUGAUGGAAUAAACCGAUGAAUAAAUAUACUGGAUUCAAACAAUACAACGGAAUAAACGGACAAAAAAAUGCCUUCAAACUAUUCCUGUUGUUUUCCUAUCUCUUUUCAUAAAUUGAAUGUUCAUUUGCUUUAAUGUGCACAAUAAAACACGUGGUGAUA
Molecule: messenger RNA, 3890 nt
Organism: Leptinotarsa decemlineata (Colorado potato beetle)
Lineage: Eukaryota; Metazoa; Arthropoda; Insecta; Coleoptera; Chrysomelidae
Gene: Afti
Product: Aftiphilin
Biological process (GO): intracellular transport
Cellular component (GO): AP-1 adaptor complex; trans-Golgi network membrane
Molecular function (GO): clathrin binding
Source: RefSeq, a predicted model, not a curated record